Cervus elaphus (red deer) is the source of this 936-nucleotide messenger RNA. RefSeq names its product glutaredoxin 2 (gene GLRX2). The record is from RefSeq and is a predicted model, not a curated record. Lineage: Eukaryota; Metazoa; Chordata; Mammalia; Artiodactyla; Cervidae. The transcript has 5 exons. Bases 85 to 558 code for a protein of 157 amino acids.
GUAGGGCGGAGCCGGCGGGCGGGGUCGGGAUCUCCCGGGCCGCGGUUGCUGGCUGGUCUGCUCGCUGAGGCCCCGCGUAAGACCAUGUACUGGCGCCGCGCAGCGCUGGUGGGGACUCGGCUCGUCCGGGUCAGGAGCAGCUCAGCGGGCCGGCUGGAGGGGCCAGCGGGAAUUUCGGGCUCCGGGAUGGGGAACAGCACAUCGUCAUCUUUGGGAAACGCAGCAACUGCUCCCGUGAAUCAGAUCCAAGAGACCAUUUCUAAUAAUUGUGUGGUGAUUUUCUCCAAAACAUCCUGUUCUUACUGUACGAUGGCAAAAAAACUUUUCCAUGACAUGAAUGUUAACUAUAAAGUGGUGGAAUUGGACAUGCUUGAAUACGGAAGUCAGUUUCAAGAUGCGCUUCACAAAAUGACUGGUGAAAGAACUGUACCACGAAUAUUUGUCAAUGGAACUUUUAUUGGAGGUGCAACUGACACUCAUAGGCUUCACAAAGAAGGGAAAUUGCUUCCACUAGUUCACCAGUGUCAUUUAAAAAAAAGUAAGAGGGAAGAACUUUAGUGAUGUAUCUUUUCACUCUGUUGACAGUAUCCUUUGAUGCACAGAAGAUUUGAGUUUUGAUGAAGUCAAAAUUUAUCUACUUUUCCUUUUCUUGUCUGUGCUUUUGGUAUCACAUCUAAGAAUCUACUACCAAACCCAGGGUCAUGAGCUUUUUUUUUUUUAAUGAGCUUUUAUAAUAUGUCUUAUUCUAACAGCUGUGCAGUUUUAAGUCUUAUCUACAGGUCACUUUGAGUUAAUUUUUAUAUGUGGUGUAAAGUAACGGUCCAGCUUCACUCUUUUGCAUGUGGAUAUCCAGUCUCCCCAGCACUAUUUGUUAAAGACUACAUCUUCUCUUCAUUGAACUGUCUUGACACUCUAUUAAAAAAUCAAUUGACCAUC